CUUCCCGUUCAAAGCUGGAGGCGCGAGGAGGCAGCUGCCGGUUGUUGUUGUUUUUGUUUCCUAGGGAAGAAGAAACAUCACAGGAUGGACAUGACGACGUGUUUGAAGUCUCUGUUGCUGGCUGUCCAUCAGUACAGAGACGGAAGGACAGCGCAGAACGCGGCGCAGCUCCAGAGACUAGUGGAGGAGAUGUCAGGCCUUAAAUGUGACCAGCUGCUGUCCUCGGGUCAGGUUAUGCCCCGCGAGUGUGUGAGGGGGCUGUUGGAGCUGUCUGGAAACCCGAACACCAGCCCCACCCUGACGAGCUCCAUCAUCUCUCUGCUGUCACAACUCGCCUGUGACGACGACAGUCUGGAGAUUCUCAACAGCAGAUACAACCUCACCAGCACCCUGGCGUCUGUAGUCCACUGCCACAGCACCACACCGGGGGAGCCCCUGGUGCUGCAGUGUUUGCAGCUGCUGCAGAAACUGACGUACAACACUCGCGUCUUCCAGUCGACCAACUACAUCCACGAGCUCGUUGCUUUUCUCAUCACCAACAUCCAGUCUCACAAUGACGACAUCAUCAUGCCGUGCCUCGGCCUCAUGGUCAACCUGUGUCGAGACAACCGCUCCGUGCAGCGCCACAUCAAGUCUCUGGACCACGUGAAGCCUUUCUACAGAACUCUGAUCAACUUCCUGGCCCACAACAGUCUGACUGUGGUGGUCUUCACGCUGUCCAUCCUGGCCAGCCUCACUCUGAAUGAGAAGGUUGGAGAGAAGCUUUUUGAUGCCACAAACAUCCACCAGACUUUCCAGCUUGUGUUCAACAUCAUUGUGAACGGAGACGGCACUCUGACGCGAAAAUACUCUGUUGACCUUUUGGUUGACUUGUUGAAGAACCCCAAGAUAGCAGAAUACCUCACCAGGUAUCGGCACUUCUCGGCAUGUGUGUCUAAAGUUUUAAGACUGCUUCAAUCCAAAGACCCCGACUCUGCAGCCAAGGUGUUGGAGCUUCUCCUGGCCAUGUGCAGCGUCUCCGGGCUGCGUCCGCUGCUGUGUGAGGUGGUUUUCAGGCCGGUGGCAGGACACAAACUCGGGGGGGCGGGCCGCAGCAGGCGGGGGGUCGGAGCGGACGACGGACGCAAGGCCGAGUCCGGGCUCUCCCUGGUGCAGUGGCUCAGCUCGCCGGUGGAGGGCGCCGAGUCCUGCUCGCUCCAGACCCUGCAGCUGCUCAACGAGCUGCUGGAGGAGGCGUUGGGAUCAGACUCUGUGUCUGAAUGUGUGCUGAGCUUCGUAGAGAUGUUGCUCCCCGUCCUGUUGGGGCUCCUGAGGGGCCUCGAUCCUUCACAGGGAGACGCUCACCUGAGAAAACACUGCCACCGCGUCACCCACGUCACCAGCCUGCUGCUCGUCCUGUGCGCCGAGGACUCCACCAGAUCCUUGGUGUCCCGUCAGGUGAGCGCUCAGCUCGGCCUCUCGCAGGUGGAGUCCCUCCUCUCCCUCGCCUGCAACCCCUCUGGCUCUGACAGCGACCUCAGUCAGGUGUGUGCAGACGCUCUGCUGAAGACUCUCGAGUUGAUGAGUAAACUGAGACAACAGGUGAAGGACAUGGAGACCAGCUUCUACAGGAUGCUACAGGACCAGAGGAUAGUGACCCCCCUCUCUCUGGCGCUGACGUCCCACCACAGAGAGCGCGUUCAGACCGGACUGUCUCUGUUGUUUGAAGCCUCCCCCCUCCCAGACUUCCCCUCUCUGGUUCUGGGAGAAAGUAUGGCCGCCAACAACGCCUAUCGCCAGAGGGAGGCUGAGCUGUCCGUCAAACGCGUUGCCGUGCAGGAAGUCCCGCCCUCCAGCAUACUGGACUGUUCCAGUGGUUCCAGCAGGAGCAUCCACAGUCUGGUGGACAAGAUACAGAAUGGCUUAGAGCUGCAGGAACACGAGAAGGACUCCCACGUGUCUCAGAUCAUCGACGUUUAUGAACAGAAGCUCUCAGCGUUUGCGUCUAAGGAGACUUGUCUGCAGGACUUGUUGGAGGCCAAAGCUCUGGCUCUUUCUCAGGCCGACCGUCUCAUCGCUCAGUAUCUGUUUGAACGAGCUCAGGCUGAAGCUGAGGCGUGUAAGCUGGGCAGCCUGCUGAAGGAGGCGGAGCGGCGUCGUGAGGAUCUGCAGGGCGAGCUGAGUAACCAGGUGCAGGAAGUGGAGCUCGCCAAGGCCGACAUCGAGGAGCUGCUGCGGCACAACGCCCGGCUGCAGCAGGACUCCGACACACACCAGGACCUCAAGGGAGUCUACAACGCCCUGCUCAACAGGUUCAACGAGAGCGAGCGGCUGCUGAAGGAGCUGCAGACGGCUCACAUCUCACUCACCAAACAGAGCGACGCUCUGAGGAAGAACCACGAAGCGCUGCAGCUGCAGCACGAGGAGACGGCGUCGGGGUUGGAGGAGAGAGAGGAGGAGAUCAGAUCCCUCCGUUCAGAUCUACAGCAGAAGAACAGCGACAUCGCAGGUCUGCGCGGUGAACUGCGAGCCGAGGAGGAGAAGCUGCAGGAGAAGGACCGAGAGAAGAGAGAGCUGGAGGAGACGGUGGAUGUUUUGAGGAAGGAGCUGAACAAGACGGAGCAAGCCAGGAAGGAGGCGAGCAUCAAGGCGUCGUCUCUGGAGAUGCAGAAGAGCACGCUGGAGACCAAGCUGAAGCAGAAGGAGGACGAGCUGAGCAAACACUCGUCCAUGAUCGCCAUGAUCCACAGCCUCAGCAGCGGCAAGAUGAAGAGCGACGUCAACCUGUCGCUCUGAGGAGACGAAGACGAGCGACGAAGGACAAUAACAGUUUAUAAGAAGGAAAACAAAGCUUUAUGGACUAUGAUCUUCACUUUUAAACUUCUUGCACUUCAUAACAUCUAUUAAACUAAUAUUUUAAAGUUAAAAUCUUUGUGCUUUUUAUUGUUUGGUAUUCAUAA
Messenger RNA from Anarrhichthys ocellatus (wolf-eel), 2939 nucleotides. It is a transcript of the gene cip2a, whose product is annotated as cellular inhibitor of PP2A. Bases 85 to 2775 code for a protein of 896 amino acids. The record is from RefSeq and is a predicted model, not a curated record. Lineage: Eukaryota; Metazoa; Chordata; Actinopteri; Perciformes; Anarhichadidae. The transcript has 22 exons.